This is a messenger RNA of Rotaria sp. Silwood1, 483 nucleotides long. The record is from the annotation of a GenBank genome assembly. NCBI's taxonomy places the organism in Eukaryota, Metazoa, Rotifera, Eurotatoria, Philodinida, Philodinidae.
AUGUCAUCAUCAUUAUCAGACGUAGAAGAACAAACAAAUUCAUCGAAUGCUUGUUUUCAUCUUAUUCCUUCGAAAGAUGAUGAUGAACAAUUACAAUGUGCUCUAUGGCGAUUUGCUGAAUUAUCAAAUGAACUUCUUAUGACCUAUUUAGCAAAUGUGUCGCAUGAAUCUGCACUUAUUCUUCGUUUAUCAAUUGCUUCUCUUGUUAUUAUAACUCGUUAUUCUCGUUCUCCUAUGGUUAUAGCACGUUUUCUAAUAACAAAUGCAAUUGGUAAAUCAAUUAUACUUGAACAUCAUAAUCAAAAUUAUAGUACACGUUUAACAAUUGGUUAUCUUGUUUUAAUAAAAAACCUUAUUCAAUUACUUGGUUAUUCAAAUUUAUUUGAUUUUGAUCAAUUAUUAAUUUCAAUUCAAAUUCGAUCUAUAGAAAAAACUCCUUUUAGUCAAGCAUUACAAACAGCUUAUUCAACAUAUCAACGUUAA